Dichomitus squalens LYAD-421 SS1 is the source of this 741-nucleotide messenger RNA. RefSeq lists its product as uncharacterized. The transcript has a single exon. NCBI's taxonomy places the organism in Eukaryota, Fungi, Basidiomycota, Agaricomycetes, Polyporales, Polyporaceae. The record is from RefSeq and is a predicted model, not a curated record. The annotation marks the transcript as partial.
AUGACUCUCCUCACCCAGUCCAUGGCGCAGCUCGCAAACUCGACCACCGGGACCAGCGGUCUGAAGGCUGUUCAGAAGCCCUCCACCUUCAAAGGCGAACAAGGAGGUGAGGCACGGCGUUUCCUGGCCGCGUUCACCCUUUGGGCCAUGUCCCAAGGUUCGACGCUCAACCAUGUCGAUGCCAUGGGCAACGCGAUCAGUGCGCGGGACGACCAGUGGAUCCGGGCGGUCCUCUCGUUUAUGCAGGACAGCGCAGCUCUUUGGGCCACUCCGGCGAUGGAGGAGAUCACGCAGGGCACCACCCCGUUCAAAGGAUCGUGGACCGAGUUCCGUACUCAGUUCAAGGCCCGUUUCGAGACGGUUGACGAGGCGGUCGACGCGAAGGAACGUCUCCGUACGCUAUGGCAAGGCACCAUGACCGUUCCGGAGUACGCCGCACGGUUCAACGAGCUCUCAACCCGCACGGGCUACUCCAAAGCCGACCUCCGAGACCGCUUCUAUAAGCACCUCGCGGACUCCAUCAAGGACGAGUUGGUGCACACGGCCCGGCCCAUCGCUUCCCUCGAGGACCUCAUCUCCGUCUCUUCCGACAUCAAUGUUCGGGUCCGCCAACGCCGUGCCGAACAGGAUCGUCAGCGCGGACGCACCACCACCACCACCAUCGCAGCCAAGCCGGCUGUACCGCUGCAUACCACCCCCUUCACGCCGCCUGCCCGGGACCCGAACGCAAUGGACAUCGAC